Molecule: messenger RNA, 1003 nt
Organism: Caenorhabditis angaria
Lineage: Eukaryota; Metazoa; Nematoda; Chromadorea; Rhabditida; Rhabditidae
Source: the annotation of a GenBank genome assembly
AUGUCUGACGAAAAACUCAAACUCGCCGAAAUCGAGAAUCUGAAGAAAGUCGCUUUCUUCGGUGAGCAAUUUUAUUUUAUUGAAAUGUUUUUAAUAUGAGCAAUUGUGUUGUUUUCUAGGUAUCUCGGUAGCUACAAUUUCAACUUUAAUCGCAAUUGUUGCUACUCCAAUGAUGUACAGUUAUAUGCAACAUGUUCAAUCUUCACUUCAAAAUGAAGUUGAAUUCUGUCGUCAUCGUACUGAUGGACUUUGGGAUGAGUUUGGACGAUUUGAAAUGGUGCGUGGAAAGGGUGUUGCUCCACGAAUCAAGAGACGUGCUCGUGCAUUCGGAGCUGGUUCAUAUGCUGGAGGAGCUGGAGGCGGCGGCGGCGGAGGGGGAUAUGCUGCACCAGCUGGAGGUGGUGGGGGAGGUGGCGAAUGCUGCUCAUGUGGAAUUGGAGCUGCUGGACCACCAGGACCUCCAGGACCAGAUGGAAAUCCAGGAACUGAUGGAGCUCCAGGAAACCCAGGAGCUGCUGGAUCUGACGCUGUUCAAGCUACCCCAUCUGCUGCUGAUUUCUGCUUCGAUUGCCCACCGGGACCAGCUGGACCAGCUGGAAAUGCAGGAGCUCCAGGGCCAGCCGGAGGACCGGGACCAGCUGGAAACACACCUUCAGGUGGAGCUGCUGGACCACCAGGACCACCAGGACCUCCAGGACCAGCCGGAAACCCAGGAACCGACGGAGCACCAGGAAACCCAGGAGCCCCAGGAUCAGUCAAUGAAGUUCCAGGAACUCCAGGAGCACCGGGACCAGCUGGACCAGCUGGGCCACCAGGACCAGCCGGAAAUCCAGGACAAGCCGGAUAUCCACAACCAGGACCACCAGGGCCACCAGGAGAUGCUGGACCGGAUGGAGCACCAGGAAAUCCAGGACAAGCUGGGCCACCAGGAGAUGCCGGAGCACCAGGAAGCGGAGGAGGAUGCGAUCAUUGUCCACCACCAAGAACCGCACCAGGAUAUUAG